CCACGUUGAAAACUCAGUUUCCCAGGUCUCCUUAGUGCGGGGGACGGUUUGUUUUACUCCGUGACGCACUACACACAGCGGUGUUACUGGGGCAUGGGAAAAUGGCGAGUUUGGAGGCAGCGGCAGAGAAUGAACGUAUCCUGCGGGAAAUCGAGAGCACUGAUACAAACUGCAUCGGACCUACCCUCAGGUCGGUAUACGAUGGGCAGGAACAUGGACACUUUAUGGAGAAGCUGGAGGGGCGGAUCCGCAACCACGACCGUGAGAUCGAGAAGAUGUGCAACUUUCAUUACCAGGGCUUCGUGGACUCCAUCACUGAGCUGCUCAAAGUGAGGGGGGAGGCCCAGAAACUCAAGAGCCAGGUGACGGACACUAACAGCAAACUGCAGGAUGCUGGGAAGGAGCUGGUGAAUUCGAUGGAAGAGCUUAAGCAGUGCCGGUUACAGCAGAGAAACAUUGCAGCUACAGUCGACAAGCUCAACCUCUGUCUCCCAGUCCUAGAGAUGUACAAUAAGCUGCAAGAGCAGAUGAAAGCCAGAAGACACUACCCGGCACUGAAGACCUUGGAGCAGCUGGAACUCGUCUACUUGCCGCGGGCCAGCCAGUACCGAUUCUGCAAGAUCAUGAGCGAGAACAUCCCCAAACUGCGCUCUGAGAUCAAAGACCUGUCCAUGUCCGAUCUGAAGGACUUCCUGGAGAGUAUCCGAAAACACUCAGAGAAGAUUGGGGAGACCGCCAUGAAACAGGCCCAGCAGCAGAGGAGUCUGGACAGUAUCGUCUCUAAUCAGCAGAGGGCAGGCAGCGCGAGGCGGGCCAGGAAAGAGGCUGGGCUGGGCACAGAGCUGGAGGGGGAUAGCAGCAGCCCCAUGUCCGAACAGGACUCUGGGAUACUGGAUGUGGAGGACGAGGAGGAUGAGGAGGAGGUGCUUGGUGCCCAGGAUCUAGUGGACUUUUCCCCUGUAUAUCGUUGUUUGCACAUUUACACUGUACUGGGAGCCAGAGACACCUUUGAGAACUACUACAGGAAGCAGAGGAGGAAACAAGCUCGGCUAGUGCUGCAGCCACACUCCAACAUGCAUGAAACUUUAGAAGGGUACAGGAAGUAUUUUAAUCAAAUUGUGGGGUUCUUUGUUGUGGAGGACCACAUCUUGCACACGACGCAGGGCUUGGUGAACCGGGCUUACGUAGACGAGCUCUGGGACCUUGCCCUCUCCAAAACCAUCGCCGCACUGCGGACACACUCGUCGUACUGCACCGACCCCAAUCUGGUCCUGGACCUGAAGAACCUGAUUGUUCUCUUCGCGGACACACUACAGGGCUAUGGGUUUCCAGUGAAUCAGCUCUUUGACAUGCUGCUGGAAAUCCGGGAUCAGUACAGUGAGAUUCUGCUCAAGAAGUGGACUGUGGUCUUCCGGCAAAUCUUAGAUCAGGAUAACUACAGCCCCAUUCCUGUUGUGAGUGAAGAGGCAUACAGGAAGACUGCUGGACAGUUCCCUUUCCAGGACCCCGAGCUGGAAAAGCUCCCUUUCCCAAAGAAGUUCCCGUUCUCUGAGUUUGUGCCGAAGGUUUACAGCCAGCUGAAGGAGUUCAUUUAUGCCUGCCUGAAGUUCUCCGAGGAUCUCCACCUCAGUUCUACAGAGAUUGAUGACAUGAUUCGCAAAUCAACAAACCUGCUACUGGCCCGAACUCUGAGCAACUGCUUGCAGAACGUCAUCAAGAAGAGGAACGUGGGCUUGACUGAGCUGGUCCAGAUUAUUAUCAACACCACACAUUUGGAGCAGUCGUGCCGUUACCUGGAGGAGUUCAUAACAAACAUAACCAACGUGCCGCCAGAGACCGUCCAAGCCACCAAGUUGUAUGGCACCUCCACCUUCAAGGAUGCUCGGCACGCUGCUGAGGAGGAAAUCUACACCAACCUGAACCAGAAAAUUGACCAGUUUCUGCAGCUGGCUGACUAUGACUGGAUGGCGGCACAGGGGAGAGGUGAAGCCAGCGACUACCUGAGUGACCUCAUCGCUUUCCUGUGCAGCACCUUCACAGUUUUUACACACCUCCCUGGUGCUGUGUAUGAACACGCCGCCAUGCCGGGUAAAGUGGCCCAGACGGCCUGCAUGUCUGCCUGCAAGCACCUCUCCACAUCUCUUCUGCAGCUGCUGCUGGAGUCCGAGGUGAAGCAGAUCUCCAUGGGUGCCUUGCAGCAGUUCAACAUUGACGUCAAGGAGUGUGAGCGCUUUGCCAGAUCGGGGCCAGUGCCUGGGUUUCAGGGGGACACUUUGUUGUUGGCCUUCAUCGACUUGAGACAACUCCUGGAUCUGUUCAUUCAGUGGGACUGGUCCACAUACCUGGCUGACUAUGGACGCCCCACCUGCAAGUACCUCCGUGUGAACCCCAACACAGCCCUGGCUCUGCUGGAGAAGAUUUCCAGAGCGAUGAAAGACACGAGCCGCAAAAACAACGUGUUCGCCCAGUUUCGCAAAAAUGAGCGUGACAAACAGAAGCUGAUCGACACUGUCGUCAAGCAGCUGAGGAGCCUCAUCAACACCCACCACUCAUAAUUGACAAGAUUGGCUGCCUGGAUUGACAGGCCACACCCCUUUUCUCCUCUUCACCCCACCCUUGACCAAGACAUAUGCCAGAUCUCUCUGCUUAAUCAUGAAAGCCCCCCCAGUUGUUUCCUCAUGCCAACUUCCUCAGCCAGACAGUGCAACUGUGCCAAGACAGUAGGAAUGCUGAUUGACAGUGCAGGUGUACCGACAGCAACACAGACUUCACUUUCAAAGCUUUUGUUCGAUCCGAGCAGUACUUCAGUGGCUAAGCUUCAGCUGCAUCUAUCUCUCUCCUCUCUCUCUCUCUCUCUCUCAGCACCUCAUUUACUCAUAAGGCCCAACAAAGCAAAAAUAACAUAGUGUGUCCUGUCACUCUGUCUUCUAGGACUGUCUACAGCCGUUGUGUGUUAUUGUCUGCUUCUGGGAUUGUAGCGAGGGUUCUCUUAACCGUAGCACCAGGUCCACUGGUUUCCCUGCUAAAACACACGCUUGGUACGAUAGUUAGAAGAAGGGCGGUGCUGUCCUGUCCUUUAUUAAAUUUGCUUCCGUAACUGUGCAUCCAAGCAGUCAUCCUGAAAAUUGGUUGCGUGUUUGUUUUCUUGAUUAUAUUUAAUUUCUUGAAGAAGGUUCUUUGGCACUGAUAGGGAAGUGCAGAAAAGAGACAAGCUAUUUAGCAAUUUAGAAUAUUUGUUGACCCAUGAUCAGGCAUUGAAAGAUACCAACAGUUGCGACACUAGCUGCUCAGCUACCACUUUCUUGGGUAGUUGUGACAGUAGUUGGGAAUAAAUAGGCCCAUCGACUGACAAUAAUAUUAAAAAAAAAGUUAGCGUGAACGAGCCUCGGGAAUUACGAGGCUUACGGGUUUGGAGGUUUGUACCAAGGAUGGAGAAGCUCCGCAGCUGAGUGGUUUGCUCUGUAGGUUCAGACUCAGACUCAAUGCAGCUGUCCUGUUACAGUGGGCACUAACAUCCCCCCCCCCCCCCCCCACCCUACUGGAACCUAACAUGUCAGUUGAGCUGGAUAAACUGUUUAAAAAGUCCUUUGUCAGGACAAAGGGAAAUCGAUCUGACAGCACUGGAUAUACAGUAUCAGAAAGAAAAGACUGCGACUGAUAAAAGAAACACAUUUAGAUAUGGAACAGGAAUAGGAAAAAAAAACAAAAAAACAACAACCUACAAUUCAGGCGCCUUUGGUUGAUGUCUGCAGGGUUCAGAACUGUUUAUGGGUUUAAGAACACUUUAAUACCAACUGGCGGUUGCUAUGCCUUAAGUUGUGUCAUUCAUCUAGAUUUGUGAAGAUUUUCAGCACUGCUUUCUACUCCCAAAGCAACCCAGUCAGGCCUCGGACUCUGCCCAUGCAUCUUCCCUGCAAAUGUAACAAACCAUAUUUCCCUCUUUCUCUGCUCUCAAUAGCUUUAAGUAUUGCCAGGCAGCUAUCUUCAGUGCUUACUGUGCUACAGCAAUAGAGCUUAAUGUGGUUCCUGAAAAUUAGCUUCAAAGACUGCUGUAAUGCAGCUAUAAGCAGCUUUUAAAGGAAGCAGGCAGCGCCAUCAUUUUCUGGAGAUGUAGGAGUUACAUAGCAAGCACAGCAAGAUCUAUUGUCCUCUGAUUACAUGAUCAUUGCUGUGAAUUUAGGUGCAAUAGUAUAUUUUAGUGGUGUCUCUCUUAAUUUGAAAUGCAAUUUUAUGGGGAAAGGGAAAUGAUCCCUACAGGAAUGGGUAUGUAAGAGUGUUUUUUUUUUUUUUUUUUUAUAUAUAUAUAAAGAAGUGCAGGUUUUUUUGUUGGUAUUAUUGUUGUUCCAUUGGGAGUUGGUGUAAUAAAAACCUAGAAUAGGCAGCCAAAAAAAAAAGGAACUACGUGCCUUGACUGCUCCUGUGUAUGGAGGUCUGGAUAUGUGGUUUCCGCAGAUAGGGUUUUGAUUUAAAAGCUCCAUCGUACGGAACGUGAGAGGGCACUGGAGAAUCCAAACCCCUUAUUUAAUACCAUCUUCGAUGGGCAGGUCAUGCACAUUUUUGCUGUAUUAAACUAAACCACUAAGUGCCCUGGGAAUUAUAGUGCUAAUACUAAUGCAAUUAAGACAGAAUUUGAAAUUUGUUUUUGUUACCCCUCAUUUAACGACUGACUUGCCAACUUCUGACCUGUGACGGAGACUUCUGACUCUUCUACAGGACAAGCUGCGACUGCUAAUCUUUAUACUUGUAUGAGAUUGGGCGACUGUUCUUCCUGAUAACAAAAGCUCCUAAGGGAGACUGUUUAAAAACUACCAAUAUAGUAAUGUGUACACCUCUGCUCUGACCCUUGUUACAUGCUCAGAGCCAAACCUCUCUUAGGAGAGUCAAUUAUGUUUUAUUUUACACAAAUAUGACAUGAUUAGAGCAGCAGUUCAUAUUAUUAUUAUUAUU
Molecule: messenger RNA, 4947 nt
Organism: Polyodon spathula (Mississippi paddlefish)
Lineage: Eukaryota; Metazoa; Chordata; Actinopteri; Acipenseriformes; Polyodontidae
Gene: exoc6b
Product: exocyst complex component 6B
Exons: 24
Coding region: 102-2555 (817 amino acids)
Biological process (GO): exocytosis; intracellular protein transport; Golgi to plasma membrane transport
Cellular component (GO): exocyst; membrane
Source: RefSeq, a predicted model, not a curated record